Morus notabilis is the source of this 2039-nucleotide messenger RNA. RefSeq names its product plastidic glucose transporter 4. Lineage: Eukaryota; Viridiplantae; Streptophyta; Magnoliopsida; Rosales; Moraceae. Bases 153 to 1796 code for a protein of 547 amino acids. The record is from RefSeq and is a predicted model, not a curated record. The transcript has 14 exons. Gene Ontology annotation, biological process: transmembrane transport; carbohydrate transport. Gene Ontology annotation, molecular function: carbohydrate:proton symporter activity. Gene Ontology annotation, cellular component: membrane.
CUGUCCUUUUCCUCAACUCCUUUCAGCGGACUUUCCAACUCUCUCCCUUACUAAAAAAAUCCCAUUUAAAAACAGGCCGAGAAAAAGAAAAAACCGUUACUUUCUGCUUCUGGGUUUUGUUUCCGAUAGUGAUUCCUUUUAUUUCGGAUAAAAUGCAAGCGUCAGCAUAUCCUUCGGUCAAAGGAGGGAAAAUAGGCUUUGUGGUACAAAACCAGAGAAGGGUAUUGCUUAAUUUGGGUGAAUCUACUAGCAGAAGAAGUCUCAGCAUGACUGGCGGAACUGCUUGUUGUGGUGGGCUGAGCCUAAAUUCCAUGGCUUCAAUGGGAGUCGAGCUUGGAAGGACUCGAUUGGGUGUUAAUGGCAUUUUCGGGUCGUCGGCGAAACCCAGAUCACUCAAGGCUCAGGCUUCAUAUGAAGAUCUUGAGGGAAUGGUUCCCUCCAAGCAGCACGGAAAGUCUUCUGGAACAGUUUUACCGUUCGUUGGUGUUGCUUGUCUUGGAGCCAUUUUGUUUGGCUACCAUCUGGGAGUGGUAAAUGGUGCUCUUGAAUACCUAGCCAAGGAUCUUGGGAUUGCACAAAAUACUGUAUUGCAAGGGUGGGUAGUCAGCACACUUCUUGCUGGUGCCACAGUUGGAUCAUUUACUGGUGGAGCACUAGCUGACAAGUUUGGCAGGACUAGAACUUUUCAGUUAGAUGCGAUUCCGUUAGCAAUUGGAGCAUUUCUUUGUGCCACAGCCCAGAAUGUGCAGACAAUGAUAAUUGGUCGCUUGCUUGCUGGCAUUGGCAUUGGCAUUUCAUCUGCUAUUGUGCCACUUUAUAUAUCGGAGAUAUCACCAACUGAAAUUCGUGGAGCACUUGGAUCAGUGAACCAACUUUUUAUAUGUAUCGGCAUUCUUGCAGCUCUGAUAGCUGGAUUACCUUUAGCAGGCAACCCGUUAUGGUGGAGGACAAUGUUUGGGAUUGCAAUUGUACCCUCUGUUCUAUUGGCAUUAGGAAUGGCCGUCUCGCCAGAAAGUCCUCGAUGGCUUGUUCAGCAAGGGAAGAUUUCUCAAGCUGAAAAAUCUAUUAAAACACUGUACGGAAAGGAGAGAGUUGCUGAGGUAAUGAAUGAUUUAACAGCAGCAGGCCAAAGUUCUACUGAAUCUGAAGCGGGCUGGUUUGAUUUGUUCAGUAGCCGUUAUUGGAAAGUUGUUAGCGUUGGUGCAGCACUUUUCUUGUUCCAACAGUUGGCUGGGAUCAACGCUGUGGUGUAUUAUUCUACUUCCGUCUUCCGUAGUGCUGGGAUUGCCUCCGAUGUUGCAGCAAGUGCUCUAGUUGGGGCGGCAAAUGUUUUUGGCACUGCUGUUGCAUCUUCCUUGAUGGACAGACAAGGAAGAAAGAGUCUUCUCAUUACAAGCUUUGCUGGAAUGGCUGCUUCGAUGAUGCUGCUCUCUCUGUCCUUUACAUGGACGGUUCUAGCACCGUAUUCCGGCACUCUUGCCGUUCUUGGGACUGUCCUUUAUGUCUUGUCAUUUUCACUUGGUGCUGGUCCUGUGCCUGCUCUACUUCUACCUGAGAUAUUUGCUUCGAGAAUCAGGGCGAAAGGAGUUGCUUUAUCAUUAGGCAUGCAUUGGAUAUCAAACUUUGUCAUCGGCCUCUAUUUCUUGAGUGUUGUGAACAAGUUUGGCAUAAGCACCGUGUAUUUGGGCUUCUCAGCCGUCUGUCUUCUCGCCGUCUUGUACAUAGCCGGCAAUGUUGUGGAAACAAAAGGAAGAUCGUUGGAAGAAAUAGAGCGCGCUCUUAACCCUGCAACUUGAUUUGGAUAUAUCAGGGCACAACAAAAUGAUAACUUACGCGUAAGGAAUUUUGUUUUCUUUUUUUUUUUCCUCCUGAGCCACGGAUGAAUAUUUUCACAAGUUUUUCUGGGAACCUAUAGAGGACUGGCUUUUUUAUUUUUAUUUUUUUUUUGCACGUCUCUUGUUCCAAUAGAGGAUCUUGACUUCACGUGUUCUAGUGCAAGUGUCUGUAUAGGCGAUUAUGCUUGAUAUGUACUUGUUUAA